AUGAGACUUAAGAUUAUUGUUGUUGGUGAUCCGUCAAGUGGAAAGACUAGUUCUAUUCACCAAUUUUGUGAUGGGAUUUUUGAUAACAAUUAUCAGCCAACGAUUGGGGUAGAGUUUUCAUCUAAGUUUAUUUCUAUUGAUGGAAAAUCUGUUGAAUUAAGACUUUGGGAUAUUGCAGGACAAGAUCAUUAUGCAGGGAUGAGUAGAGUAUAUUAUAAUGGUGCAUUAGGUGCUAUUGUUAUGUGUGAUGUAACAAAUAAAAAUUCUAUUGAAGGUGCAAUGAAAUGGAAAGCUAAUAUUGAUGAUAGAGUAUUAUUUAAUAAUGAAAACAUACCUGUUUUACUUGUUGGAAAUAAAACAGAUUUAAUUCAAGAUGAAGCACAACUAAAAGCAAUACAGUAUCAAUUAGGAGAAAUUUCAGCAUCAAAUGGAUUUAGUGGUUAUAUACUAACUUCAGCAAGGACCAGUCAUAAUUUAGAAGAGUCAAUGAUUCGUAUUGCUAAGUUUAUCAUCACCAAAUAUGGUGCAUUACUUGAUAAUACUCAACCAGAGGAAGCAGCACCAAAUAUAGAUUUGAUGCAAUUUCCAGAGACGAAGAAAUUAGAUGGUUGUUGUCAUUAA
This is a messenger RNA of Entamoeba nuttalli P19, 621 nucleotides long. Its product is annotated as Rab family GTPase. Lineage: Eukaryota; Evosea; Mastigamoebida; Endamoebidae. The transcript is spliced from 2 exons. The coding region runs from base 1 to 621 and encodes 206 amino acids. The record is from RefSeq and is a predicted model, not a curated record. Gene Ontology annotation, molecular function: GTP binding; GTPase activity. Gene Ontology annotation, cellular component: vesicle; Golgi apparatus; trans-Golgi network. Gene Ontology annotation, biological process: vesicle-mediated transport.